GUAUAUACCUGAAUUGAUUGGGCGUGACCCCUUUCGGGUCGGGCUCUGGCGCCCCCUGCUGCCCAUUGUGACGCGGGCCACCGGAUCGCCCCGGCGGCGGAGGUCCGGCAGAGUGCUGGAGCUAUGGCUGAGCCGCAGGAGCAGCUGCUGCAGCUGCAGAAGGACAACCGCGAUGGCCGAUUGCGGAAGCAGGAGCUGGAGGAGCUGGUGCGUGGGCUGGAAGCCGAGAGCGAGAGCCUCACCGGGCGCCUGGACGAGCUGCGCGAGCGUGAGCGCAGCCUGCAGCGGAGACGAAGCCAAGCGUCGCGGGCUAUGCGAGGGGAGGCGCGCGAGGCGGCGCGGGAGCGCGCGGAGCGGGCUCGUGGGCUGCUGGAGGCCGCGGAGCAGCACCGGCUGGACCUGGAGCAACACAAUCGGAAGCUGCAGGAACAGUGGGAGGAGCUGUCCAGCCAGCUUUUCUACUAUGGAGGAGAACAGCUGAGUCAACAGCGAGCGGAUCAGCAACUGGGGACUCAGCUUAUGGCACUGCAGAAACACCUGGAGCUGGCAGAGGCCAAAUUCACCAUGCAGGCCGAGGGCCUGCGACAGAGCGCGCAGCGUACGGAAGAGGCCUGGGCCAGUUUCCAGGAGCAGAGUGGAGUCCUGCAGGAGCUGCAGGGAAAGGUGAUGGAGGCAGCGGCUGCGCUGGAUGCCACGCGAGGUGGCUCGGAACCGUGGAACUUGCAGCCUCGUCGGGUGCAGGACUGCGCGGGCUCACUCAUGGAGGAGGUGGCCAGGGCUGACAGUGAAAAGCGGCUGUUCCGCGGUGCGGGCGCGGGGAGCAUCAGGCUAUGGGCGCUGAGUGCACUGCAGACGCUGUUGCUGCUCCCGCUGGGCUUCCUGGCGCUGCCGCUGCUCUACGUGGCGCUGGCAAAGCCCGACCCCGUCGGCCCGGGGCUCUCGAGUAGUCUUGGCUCGGACGCGGUCUUCCGGCGGCUGCGCUACACGCUGUCGCCUUUGCUUGAAUUGCGCCCGCGCGGACUGCUGCCAGCCUAGAUCAAGCAUCACGCCGGCUUCGGCCGCCUACACCUCUGUCUCCUUUGUGGUUUCUGGGGUGCCUGCCUGUGUGAAUAGGGCGGGGGUGGAGCUCGUGUGUUCCUAUGGGCCCAGCGACCCCUUGUCACCUGUCCGCAGUGGGGCUGCUCCGGUGCCCAGGCUGUCCUUUCUACAGCCCUCGCUGCCGAGCGCCAGCCUGAUCCCCUAGGGAGUCGUUUGCUAUUGUGAGCCUGAACUUUGGGCAGGAUGGAUGGUGGCCUGUCAGGUCCCCUCCGUGGUGUGUGGAUUAUUUUCCCGGGAUGCGCAGUUAUCCCAAAUCUCCCGCAACAUUGGUGUUCCCUCUGGGCAGGUUCGAGUUCGCCAAACCCAAACUUCCUCACGGCAUCUAAGCUCACUGAUAGUGCUAGUAGUAUACGAGGGAUGUCCUGCUUAGUGGAAAUGAAUCUGGGUUGAAUUUUGACCCUACGCAUAUAAGCUUCAAACUACUUAUUUGGAGGUGGGGUCUCACAGUAGGCCGUCCCGGCUUUGAACUCAAUAUAGCUGAGUGACCUUGAACCGCUCAUCUUCCUGCCUCCCCCUCGUGAGUGUUUGGAUUGCAGGCAUGAGCCAUCCACCAGGUGUCGUUUAUUCCGUCCUGGGGACUGGACUAAACAUUUGUGAGUGCUGAGCUAUCACCACGGCGUUUAAAUAAACAGCUUUUCUGAUA
Molecule: messenger RNA, 1741 nt
Organism: Peromyscus californicus insignis
Lineage: Eukaryota; Metazoa; Chordata; Mammalia; Rodentia; Cricetidae
Gene: Tmem191c
Product: transmembrane protein 191C
Exons: 10
Coding region: 124-1035 (303 amino acids)
Source: RefSeq, a predicted model, not a curated record